AUGGAGCUCCCAACGAUUGAGCAAAUGAGCCUGCAAGCAAGUCCAUCCGAGAUCGAGGAAUGGGUCGAACGGUUCGAGCUAUGGUGCAGCAUUCGCAGAGAUGGUACACAGAAUCAGUCAACCCUUUUUCUUAUUGUUUUCGGCCGUGACCCGUACUACCUGUUGAGAAACCUGGCGUUCCCUGAUGCUCCAGCCACACUACAAUACGAGUCCCUGAAAUCGCUGCUGCCCAACCACCUGCUGCCCACUGAAUUCCAAGCACAUGAAAGGGUUAAAUUCAACUCCAUGAUUUGUGCCGAUCAUGCUUCCUGCCGUGAAUUCAUCCAGCAGCUGAACAAACGAGAAUUACGCUGCAACUAUUAUGAUCGCCUGGAAGUACAAAUGUGUGACCGCUUGGCGGCAGGCAUCAAUAAUCUGACUCUUCAACGAAAGUUGCUGGAGAAGAAAGAUUUAACUUUUGCCGAUGAUCGCAAGAUCUGUGAGCAACCCUAA
Echinostoma caproni is the source of this 492-nucleotide messenger RNA. NCBI's taxonomy places the organism in Eukaryota, Metazoa, Platyhelminthes, Trematoda, Plagiorchiida, Echinostomatidae. The record is from the annotation of a GenBank genome assembly.